This is a messenger RNA of Thalassophryne amazonica, 1119 nucleotides long. It is a transcript of the gene ttc32, whose product is annotated as tetratricopeptide repeat domain 32. NCBI's taxonomy places the organism in Eukaryota, Metazoa, Chordata, Actinopteri, Batrachoidiformes, Batrachoididae. Gene Ontology annotation, molecular function: protein binding. The record is from RefSeq and is a predicted model, not a curated record. Bases 32 to 448 code for a protein of 138 amino acids. The transcript has 3 exons.
UGACGUCACAGUCGUCGCUUUAAACGUAAACAUGAACCCUGAGGAAAACCUUUCUCAAAUACUUCUACAAGCCGACUGCGAGUUGAAAAAGCAAAAUUUCAAACAAGCCGAAGAGCUGUAUUCAAAUUUUAUCGCCUCCUGUCUGCACCAGAGGAAGUGUGAAUCUACGGAUUUGGCUACUGCGUACAACAACCGUGGGCAGAUAAAGUACCUGCGUGUGGACUUUAAUGAAGCAGUGGCUGAUUACACCGCAGCAAUAAACGCCGACAACAAGUUUGAAGUAGCUUUCUACAACAGAGGACUCAUUCACUACCGGCUGGGGCUUUUCGAAGACGCCAAGCGUGACUUCCAGCAAGCGUUACAGCUCAAUCCCGAUUUCGAAGAUGCCAAAAUAAGCCUGCAGCAGACACUUCUGGACCAACAGCACAUGUUAAACAGAGGAUACUAAAAAUCUGCAAUCUUCACCGAGUGCAUUUUUAGUACAGAUUAAACAGUCGGGCGCAAUAUGCUGCAGUGACAUCACGUCAAAUUAAGAUAUCCUGAUGCUUAGCAAUGAAUAUCAUUAGGAGAAAUGUAAAGGUGCAAUGAAAACAUGCACGUGCAAGAAUGAGUUUGUUACUGAGCUAGGAAUAAUGUGCAUGAAAUAGUUGGAGUUGAGACUUGUUGCAGCAGUCUUCCAUUCUACUUCCUGUGCAGUGCAUUUAAAAUCCAACAACAACAAAAAAUAUUGUGUAUAUUUAUUUAUGUUUGUAACAAUCAAUAAGUAAUAAAUGCCAUUUUACUACAUUACUGAUUGUGAUUUCUGAUUUCCCACUGUUCCAGUUUUUGGAAAACAGUUACCCUAAACUUAAAAAAAAGGGCUGCACAGAUGCAUAUAUCAAACUCACCCCUGCAAGUGGAUGCAGGUGGCCAAUCAGAGAUGCAGCUCACCUGUGCAGCUGAUUAAGUAUAUAAAACAGCUUCUCAGUUUCCAAGGGAGCAGUUGGCUUUUGCACUUCAGUUUUGGCUUCUUUUGGGCUUUGCUGGGGUUUUAGUGCCAAGCUUCUCUACUGUCUGGAUUCCUGUAGCCCUUGUUGGCUGCUUCUAGAUUGUAUCAUGCGGUGGUUUGAGAUCAUGUAA